CAAAGUCAUGCUUGCAAAGCCGGCGGCGGCGAGUACCGAAGCAUCCAUGGGGUGGCAGUAACAGUAUCUUCUUUAUGACUCGCAGCAAAGCGGAGAAUGCAUUCAAUCAAAUGAGCCGGUCUUGUAGAAACACUGGAAUCAUUUAUGCAUUGCAGUUUCUCUCGCCUCUAUCCUUCUCUUCCUUUGCUCCUUAGGAUAUUUUGGGUGGAUUGUGGUUUUCAAUCAAGACCUCCUGUUCUUUGCUGAUCAGUUGUCAUUUCCACUGGGGAUUCGCAUCAUUCGGGGCAAGCGGACAACCGAUUUUUUUUUCUCCUUUCUUCCUUUCCCUUUGGAGAUUUUCCUUUUUUUUUUUUUUUUUUUUUUUUUUUUUUUUUUUUUUUUUCCCUCCAACAUCACCCCCGCCCCCCUUUCAGCGCGGCGGCGAGGGUGCUAGGACCCGGGAAGCAUCCUCCCCCGGCAUCCCCCCUCGGCACGGCACCAGGAAACCCCUCCGGACCGCCGCUCUCCGGAUACUUGUGCCCGGCAGCCCGGAUCCGGCCCUCGGCGGCGGCGGCGCUGGACGUGGAGCAGCCCGUGGGGGGGCCCCAGGCCGGCCGCCCCCCUGCCCCUUCUCCCCCCCGCCGCCGCACCUGGAUGGUACCUCCCGCCGGCGGUGCGGGCACUUUCUGAACUAGGAAGGAAGGGGCGACUUGGGGGGGCGGGGGGGGGGCGCCGCCGAAGUCCGUAUGGAAUUACCUGCGGCCGCGGCGGAUGGAUGGGCGUCGCGUCCCCGACACUCGCGCCCAGCGCAGCAGCAGCCCCGGGAGUGAACGCGGGGCUCCUCCGGCCGAGUGCGCAGUGUGGCGGUGGUGGUGGUGGUAGUGAGCGGCGCUCGCCUCGCUGGACGGAUCGCACCGGAGGGAUAUUUCGGAAGACUCCCGCGGGGAGCAGCUGUGGAAAGACAGAAGAUGAAAGCUCCCAUUCCAAAUUUGAUUCUCUUGUAUGCUGCUCUAACUCAGAGCUUGAAGGUUGUGACCAAAAGAGGAUCAGUUGAUGGAUGCACAGACUGGUCUGUGGAUUACAAGAAAUAUCAAGUUCUAGUGGGAGAACCUGUUCGUAUAAAAUGUGCACUUUUUUAUGGAUAUAUUAGAGCUAAUUACUCCCUAGCACAAAGUGCUGGACUCAGUUUGAUGUGGUACAAAAGCUCUGGACCGGGAGAUUUUGAGGAACCAAUAGCUUUUGAUGGAACUAGAAUGAGCAAAGAGGAAGACUCCAUUUGGUUCCGACCAACAGUGGUACAAGACAGCGGACUCUAUGCAUGUGUGAUAAGAAACUCAACUUACUGUAUGAAAGUGUCCAUUUCUCUGACGGUGGGUGAAAAUGACACUGGACUCUGCUACAAUUCAAAGAUGAAAUAUUUUGAAAAAGCUGAACUUAGCAAAAGCAAGGAAAUCUCAUGCCCUGAAGUAGAGGAUUUUUUAUUUCCAUUUAGGGAGCCAGAGAUUCUAUGGUAUAAGGAAUGCAAGUCAAAGACAUGGAGAUCAAGUAUUGUGUUUAAAAAGGACACUCUUGUCAUUCGUGAAGUUAGAGAGGAUGACAUUGGAAAUUACACUUGUGAGGUAAAAUAUGGAAUCUUUGUUGUCAGAAGAACUACGGAAUUAACAGUUACAGCACCACUAACAGAUAAACCACCAAAGCUUUUACACCCCUUGGAGAGUAAGCUAACAAUUCAGGAGACCCAGUUAGGUGGUUCUGCUAAUCUAACCUGCCGAGCUUUCUUUGGAUAUAGUGGAGAUGUCAGUCCUUUAAUCUACUGGAUGAAAGGAGAGAAGUUUAUUGAAGAUUUGGAUGAUAGUCGAGUCUGGGAAAGUGACAUCAGGGUUCUCAAGGAACAUCUUGGGGAACAGGAAGUUUCUGUCUCAUUGAUUCUUGACUCUGUGGAAGAAGAAGACCUUGGCAAUUACUCAUGCUAUGUUGAGAAUGGAAAUGGACGCCGUCACGCCAGUAUUCUUCUGCAUAAAAGGGAGCUGAUGUAUACAGUUGAGCUUGCUGGUGGGCUUGGUGCUAUUCUGCUGCUGCUUGUUUGUUUAGUGACUAUCUACAAGUGUUACAAGAUAGAGAUUAUGCUCUUCUACAGGAAUCAUUUUGGAGCCGAAGAACUAGAUGGAGACAAUAAAGACUAUGAUGCAUAUCUAUCCUAUACCAAAGUGGAUCCUGACCAGUGGAAUCAAGAAACCGGAGAAGAAGAAAGAUUUGCUCUUGAGAUCUUACCAGAUAUGCUUGAAAAGCAUUAUGGAUACAAGUUGUUCAUACCAGACAGAGAUUUAAUUCCCACAGGAACCUACAUUGAAGACGUGGCAAGAUGUGUAGACCAAAGCAAACGAUUGAUCAUCGUCAUGACUCCGAAUUAUGUUGUAAGAAGAGGCUGGAGCAUCUUUGAACUGGAAACAAGGCUUCGAAACAUGUUAGUCACUGGUGAAAUCAAAGUGAUACUGAUCGAAUGCAGUGAACUGCGAGGAGUUAUGAACUACCAGGAAGUUGAGGCCCUGAAACAUACCAUCAAGCUCCUCACUGUCAUUAAAUGGCACGGACCAAAAUGCAACAAGCUAAAUUCCAAGUUCUGGAAACGUUUACAGUAUGAAAUGCCUUUUAAGAGGACUGAACCCAUCACACAUGAGCAGGUUUUAGAUGUCAGUGAGCAGGGGCCCUUUGGGGAACUGCAGACAGUCUCCGCAAUUUCAAUGGCUGCUGCCACCUCCACUGCUCUUGCCACUGCCCAUCCAGAUCUGCGCUCCACCUUUCACAACACAUAUCACUCACAGAUGCGCCAGAAACACUAUUAUAGAAGCUAUGAAUACGAUGUACCUCCUACUGGCACCCUGCCGCUUACCUCAAUAGGUAACCAGCAUACCUACUGCAACAUCCCUAUGACACUUAUAAACGGGCAGCGGCAACAGACAAAAACUAACAGGGAGCAGAAUCCAGAAGAAGCUCACACAAACAGUGCGAUACUGCCCCUCUUGCCACGGGAGACCAGUAUAUCAAGUGUCAUUUGGUGACAGAAAUGCAAGGGGCUAUCCACCCCUCGAGUAGGAGCUGAGUCUGCAGUCUGGUGCCUGGAACUACAUCCUUGACUGCUGCUGUUAAACAUGCAUUACAAUCGAUAACAUACAAGGAAAAACAGGGUCUUGUAUAUAUGUUUUUUCCAAUUUCUUUGUAGCAUUGGUCUUCCUGUUUUACCCAUGUCUCUUCCCAUUCACAUUUUCAACUUUGUUU
Molecule: messenger RNA, 3255 nt
Organism: Cygnus olor (mute swan)
Lineage: Eukaryota; Metazoa; Chordata; Aves; Anseriformes; Anatidae
Gene: IL1RAPL1
Product: interleukin 1 receptor accessory protein like 1
Exons: 11
Coding region: 948-3038 (696 amino acids)
Biological process (GO): signal transduction; negative regulation of exocytosis
Molecular function (GO): interleukin-1 receptor activity
Source: RefSeq, a predicted model, not a curated record